AUGGUUCUGCAUAGAUUAUCUUACAAAAGACGAGACCUGAAUAUUUAUGAGCUGGCUUGGGGGAAACUGCCUUGCACACUCACUGUGUGUUUACUUGCUUCUUUGUUCCUCCCCAUUUCCAUCAAACUUGAAACACUUUCUUUAUCCUCCUCCUCCUGUGACACUACUUCUCCUUUUUUUUUUCUUCCUGGAUAUACUUUGUUUGUGCGAAGAACCAUAGAUUCCAUAUUUUCCUUACCUCCUUAUAAACUACUUGCACGGAUGAAGCAAGAUCCACAGAAGCUGGCGGUCCGGAGCUGUCCUGUGGAAAGUGCCAAGCCCAUCCCGCUCAUCAAGGCACCAAACAGUCAGGGGGGCAUUGCCAUCUCAGUGGUCCCGGCCAAAGCACCUGUCACUAUGGUGACUGCACACCUCAAUGGCCAGAAAACAGCUACGGCCUCAGCACCAUCAACGGCCAACAGUGCUGAACCCCCACAGACUGCCCCCAUUAACCUACAGACAACCAGCAAAUUGGUGGGGGGUACCUUAAACAUGACAGCAAGGAGAGUUUCAGAGAUGCCCCAUGCCCAGACAUUGGGUACUAUAACUGCAGUGCCAAUUAAAGUCCCUCAGGUCAGAUCCUUGCACAGAUUGGCAGGACAUGGACCAGCAGUGCUACCUCAGGUUAGGCCAAAGACUCUGAUUCCAGAAAGCCUUCCCAUCUCCCUCUGCAGAGACCAGCCUUCUAAACAACCCCCUACAUUUCAAAAGGCCACGGUGGUCAGUAUCAAAAACCCCAGCCCAGCCCUUCCCACUGCCAACAACACCGUCAGCCACCUCCAGGCUUCCAACGGCCAAUCUCAGAGCUCACUGGAACCAACAAUUUCUUCGCCUCUAAGUAGUGGAGGUGUGGCCUACGCAAUUAUAUCCACCUCGCCAAGCAAUGCAAACCCAAUUAACACCAGCAACGUUUCUGUGGUCAAUGAUGGCAUCAAAGUUCAACCGCUCCUAAUCAGCGCUGACAGCAAGGUAAUUAUCAUACAACCUCAAGUUCAGAGCCAACCAGAGAUCAAAACAAAAAUUAAGAAACCUUGUGAAGAACCUCCUCAGGGACCCCCAGCUACCAAAAAGAAAAAGGAGGAAAAUCCUGAGAAAAUUGCCUUUAUGGUAGCACUAGGCCUUGUUACAACAGAACAUCUGGAAGAGAUCCAAAGCAAACGUCAUGAGAGAAAAAGGAGAAGUACGGCCAAUCCGGCUUACAGUAGCCUCCUGGAACCCGAGAGGAAACGCCUUGCUUCAAACUAUAUGAGUAACCCGUUCUUAUCAGGGAAAGCGAUAACGGAUUCCUAUUGGAAGAAUGAGAUCAUUCAUGAUGGACACUGCUCAGCAUGCAAACGGGGCAGUAAUUUACAGCUGUGUGGAAUGUGCCCAAGAGCUUACCAUUCAGACUGCUUAGAUUCACCAGUGAAAGUAGCACCCAAAGGAGUCUGGAUGUGUCCAAAGUGCCAACAGAAGGUAUUAAAAAAGGAAACCGUGCCAUGGAGUGGGGCCCUCGCCAUCGUUCAGUCUUACGUCACACAUAAAUCUGUGAAAGAGGAAGAGAAAAGGAAAUUAUUGAAGAAAGGCAAUGAAUUGAAAAAUGAACAGAGACAGCUUGAAGACCAAGAACGACAGCUGAACAAUGCUAUAAAGAAAUGCUUAGAGCUAAAGAAUAGCUUGCUGGCCCAGCAGAGAGGAACUCAGUCAUCUUUGGAUCGUCUGAAAACUCUCAUUAGACUGAUUCAAAGCGAACAGAUGCUUCAGGUCACCAUGACGACAACCGCCACCGCUUCAUUGCUGACGGUCCCCUGGAUGAAACCCUCAUCUGCAACCCCUACUAUUCACAAAGGUGGCCUGCAGCAGUCUCAGAGUAACAAUUGACAUGGGCAGAUGAGACUAUAACUUUAAGUAAAUUUCGCCAAGAAGGAGA
Messenger RNA from Bufo bufo (common toad), 1948 nucleotides. It is a transcript of the gene PHF21B, whose product is annotated as PHD finger protein 21B. Bases 1 to 1899 code for a protein of 632 amino acids. NCBI's taxonomy places the organism in Eukaryota, Metazoa, Chordata, Amphibia, Anura, Bufonidae. The transcript has 15 exons. The record is from RefSeq and is a predicted model, not a curated record.